AUGAAUCGUCCGGUCGUUUUGCUAAUUCUCCAAGUGGUGAUAGUAUUCGAAGUGAGAGCAGCUGCCGUUUUUACUGAACAUCCUUAUCAUGACGAACCGUAUUUCCCGACCGAUUUGGAUGGUGUAAAUUCCCGCCAUGAUCUUACGGAUGAGCUAAAGUGGAACAAAUCACUGCUUACAUACAGCAUAGUCAAUUAUCCUUCUGGAGUGUCAGCGGAUUUGAUUCGGUCUACAAUUCGCCAAGCGUUCGAUUCAUGGAGCCAGGUUACCAAUUUGGACUUUGAAGAACAAGUCGGAUCACCUCAACUGGUAGACAUUCAACUAAGUUUCGAGGGCAUGAACCACUACCGCAGGAAUAUACCGUGUCGAUUCAGUCAGGAACUUACGCUGGCCCAUGCAUUCUUCCCGGAGGUUGGAGACGUUCACUUCAACACUAAAUAUUUUUUCUCCGAUGACACCACAAUAGAGCAGUUCCUUAACACAGCGGUUCAUGAGAUCGGGCACUCGCUUGGUUUAACGCACUCUUCAUCUCGUGACUCUAUCAUGUAUGGAGCUCAGUUGAGCGAGCUUCGCUCGAAACCCCAACCGGAAGAUAUAAAGGCAAUUCAAUCUAUUUACGGAAUUCGAUCAAUACAACCACCACGUACGCCAAUAGUCACGCCUUCAACCACUUCGCAACCGACGGUAAACACCCCGAAACCACGCACCACCACCGAUCUCUGUUCACUGACCUCCUUCGAUACGAUACUGAUCGAUCAUCGAGGUGAUGUUUGCAUCCUAGCGGGUCGGUUCUACUACAAUCUGAACGAGACCAAUCCUCCGCCGCGUAAACUCUCCGCCAAAUGGCCCGGUCUCCCGGCGAAGGUGGACGCCGGCGUAACUUAUCGGGAUCAGAAAACGUACUUCUUCAAGGGUAAACAGUACUGGAAGUACGACAAACGGCGGCUGGAGGAACGCUACCCACGUUCGACUGAAAUCGGCUUUCCCGGGGUGCCCUCCGAUAUGGACGCAUUGCUGGUCGUCACCCGCGGCGGAGGUUUCUAUGCUUUCAAAGAUCAGCAGUACUGGUUUUACGAUACGCGAAAAGCGAAACCAGUCGAGUGGUACUACCCGAAGUCGACCGAUGAAUUCGCGGGGUUCCCCAAGCAGUUGAGCGCUGCGCUGGUUACGCCGGCCGGCAGGAGAUUUAUCUUCAACGGCUUGCGCUAUAGGGAAAUCGACGAAACCAGUAAGGUCAUCGGUAGGGAACGGGACGUGCGGCAGGAUUGGUUCAAUUGCUAA
Sabethes cyaneus is the source of this 1281-nucleotide messenger RNA. Its product is annotated as matrix metalloproteinase-19-like. Gene Ontology annotation, molecular function: metalloendopeptidase activity; zinc ion binding. Gene Ontology annotation, biological process: proteolysis. Lineage: Eukaryota; Metazoa; Arthropoda; Insecta; Diptera; Culicidae. The record is from RefSeq and is a predicted model, not a curated record. The coding region runs from base 1 to 1281 and encodes 426 amino acids. The transcript has 2 exons. Gene Ontology annotation, cellular component: extracellular matrix.